Molecule: messenger RNA, 3258 nt
Organism: Closterium sp. Yama58-4
Lineage: Eukaryota; Viridiplantae; Streptophyta; Zygnematophyceae; Desmidiales; Closteriaceae
Source: the annotation of a GenBank genome assembly
AUGAUAUCACCGCAGCCGGCUGCGCCUCGCGUCACGAUCCGUCGCAAUCCGUCGGAUCGUACGCCUGCCACUGCGUCGAAUCGUACGGCUGCUGAUUGCGUUGCGUGUUCGCCGUGCGACAUUGAUCGGCUGCCAGAUGUCGUCUUGCUGAGCAUCAUACACCACGUCAUCAGCACCAGCAACAGCAGCAAUAGCAAAACCGUCGAUGGAGCGACGACCGCAAUCGACGCACGUGGUAGAAGCUCCGAUGCACGUGAUAGCACCGGCGGCCCUCCAUGUUCAGCAGCGACAUGCCCGAACGCCGUGACCAUCACCACCCGCAAUCGCAGGGGCUACAAGCAACAGCAGCAGCUGCCAUGUAAGGACCCUACAUGCUCCUGCCGCAAGGCAGAGAACAGCACAGUCCCCCCCACCCCGCCGCUGCUCGCCUGCGCGCUCGUCUCCCGCCGCUGGCUGCGCCUCUCCGCGCUUCUCCCCCGCGCCGUCACUGUUCCUCUCGGCCUUCUCUUACGCCCCCGCGCCCUCCUGCGUACUCUCUCCGCCUUCCCCCACCUGUGCUCCCUCACGCUACACGGAAACUCCUGCCGAAGCAUCAGCAGCAGCGGCAGAGGGACCGUCAGUGAUUGGCUCAUCGCUCGCCUGGCAGCGCUGUCGCAGCUGACGUCACUCUCGCUCGUUGGCGUUGCGGCAAUCCCGAGGCUCUCCCCUUUGGCGCCCUCCCUGCUGUGCUUAGAGAUCCGCGGCGCUGGGGAGGGGGUGACGCGGCUUCCUGGAAAUUGCCUAGGGCAGCUGACGUGUCUGCAGGAGCUGGUUUUGCGGGACUGCUUGGCGCUGCGGCAGCUUCCGGCGUCGCUUGCAUUGCUGCCGUCGCUGCAGCGCAUUCGCGUGGAGGGAUGCUAUUCCAUGGCGCUUGUCGCUUGGACGAUGCCCAGGGAUGCCUGUGGGUUGGCAGCUGUGCCUUCACAGGAGGAGGAUGGGGAACGACGGGUGGGUGAAGGCCAAAGAAAGGGGAUUCAAUUCCACUAUGAUGAUAGCGCGGUUGUUUCGGUGAUGUCUGGGGCAGCAUCAGCAGCAGCAGCAGCAGCAGCAGCAGCAGCAGCAGCAACAGCAGCAGCAGCAGCAGCAGCAGCAGCAGCAGCAGCAGCAGCAGCAGCAGCAGCAGCAGCAGCAGCAGCAGCAGCAGCAGCAGCAGCAGCAGCAGCAGCAGCAGCAGCAGCAGCAGCAGCAGCAGCAGCAGCAGCAGCAGCAGCAGCAGCAGCAGCAGCAGCAGCAGCAGCAGCAACAGCAGCAGCAGCAGCAGCAGCAGCAGCAACAGCAGCAGCAGCAGCAGCAGCAGCAACAGCAGCAGCAGCAGCAGCAGCAGCAACAGCAGCAGCAGCAGCAGCAGCAGCAACAGCAGCAGUCGUCACAGCAGCACAGCCACGGCACCCCCUCUUCUCUUCCAAACUGCAACACCUCGAGCUUGCUGACGUGGCAGCCCUUCAGCACCUGCCACGUGGCAUCCUCCAGCACCACUCGCUCACGCGCAUCGUGCUGGACGGCUACUCAGGCUCCUCCUUUUCGGCUACUGGCAACAGUGACUCCGAGUCAACCGAGUCAACCAGGUCAAUGCUCAAGCCUCCCAUCCGCAUGCCCAGCCUGCAACAUCUGGUGCUGCGCAACCUUCCAAAACUUUCCCAGCUGCCCGGAUGCCUCUCCCUGCCCGCCGCCUGCCCGUCCCUCACCAUCCUUUCCAUCGAAAACUGCCCCCGCUUCUCUUCCCUCCUCACUCCUCCUCCCAGCCUACACACCUUAGAGCUUCGCAAUCUUCCCAACCUGACGUCCAUCUUCCCUGUCACCUUCGAAUUUCCAGGUCUAAGGGAGCUAUGGCUGCAAGACCUGCCUCUGCUGCACGAGCUACCGCCCUCCUUCUCCUGCCUCUCCUCCCUGCAGCGUCUGGUCAUCACGCGCUGCCAUCUGCUCAACUCACUCCCUGACUGCCUGCCGGAGCUCCCCUUGCUGCGUGAUCUCGCCCUCGUACUAAACCAUAAUCUAACUAUCCCGAUAGAUUUCCUGCCGCGCCUGCACUCGGUGCGUCGCCUGGUGGUGCACCGGGGGCGCGAGAACAAGAACAAGGUCAUCAUCGCGCAUCGGGGGAGGGUGAGGCCACAGUUUGCGCUGCCCCCGCGGGCGAAGGAGCUUCACACGGAUGAUUUUGGCUGUGAGGUGCUGCGCUUGCAUGAGCUGGAGCGACUGGAGGUGGCUGAGGGGGCCUUCCACAAAUUUAGUAUCGACGAGGUUCAGGUUAUGGAGGAGAAUUUUAAGGUUGGUGGAGAAGCAGCAGCAGCAGCAGCAGCAGCAGCAGCAGCAGCAGCAGCAGCAGCAGCAGCAGCAGCAGCAGCAGCAGCAGCAGCAGCAGCAGCAGCAGCAGCAGCAGCAGCAGCAGCAGCAGCAGCAGCAGCAGCAGCAGCAGCAGCAGCAGCAGCAGCAGCAGCAGCAGCAGCAGCAGCAGCAGCAGCAGCAGCAGCAGCAGCAGCAGCAGCAGCAGCAGCAGCAGCAGCAGCAGCAGCAGCAGCAGCAGCAGCAGCAGCAGCAGCAGCAGCAGCAGCAGCAGCAGCAGCAGCAGCAGCAGCAGCAGCAGCAGCAGCAGCAGCAGCAGCAGCAGCAGCAGCAGCAGCAGCAGCAGCAGCAGCAGCAGCAGCAGCAGCAGCAGCAGCAGCAGCAGCAGCAGCAGCAGCAGCAGCAGCAGCAGCAGCAGCAGCAGCAGCAGCAGCAGCAGCAGCAGCAGCAGCAGCAGCAGCAGCAGCAGCAGCAGCAGCAGCAGCAGCAGCAGCAGCAGCAGCAGCAGCAGCAGCAGCAGCAGCAGCAGCAGCAGCAGCAGCAGCAGCAGCAGCAGCAGCAGCAGCAGCAGCAGCAGCAGCAGCAGCAGCAGCAGCAGCAGCAGCAGCAGCAGCAGCAGCAGCAGCAGCAGCAGCAGCAGCAGCAGCAGCAGCAAGCAUGGCCGCAAGCAGCAGCUUCUGCCUUGCUUGCAACGGCUGCACCUUGUUAACUGCCAUGUUGGCCCCCGCUUCCCUCCCUGGAUGCUCCACUUCACGUCCUUGCAGCACCUCUCUCUCUCCCACAUCCUUCAAUCUGAUAUAUUUGCCUGCCCCGUGGAGCAAGCCAGAGAGCCUGACCAACUGGACCGCCUGCGCAGAGCUUAUGUGCAGGAGGAGGAGCACUGGGAGAAUCUCACGUCACUGCAGCAGGUUGAGAGGUGUGCAUGCUGCCCCCGCAUAG